Messenger RNA from Phytophthora nicotianae INRA-310, 6025 nucleotides. RefSeq lists its product as hypothetical. The coding region runs from base 692 to 5929 and encodes 1745 amino acids. The record is from RefSeq and is a predicted model, not a curated record. Lineage: Eukaryota; Oomycota; Peronosporomycetes; Peronosporales; Peronosporaceae. The transcript has 12 exons.
GCAUGCUCAAAACUCUACAAUCCAGGUAGAACCUGUGACAGUCAGCAGCAACCGUGCUGUGGUUGGUGGCGGAGUCUAUGCUAUCGAUUCAAGUCUUUCGGGUAUCAUUACAGUGGACCAGAAUAAUGGAGAACGGGGCGGUGGAGUUGCUACAUCCGGUAUCUCGUUAUUGGAAGGAGCUACCAUCUCUGCGAAUACAGCAUCGCAAAGGGGGGGUGGGGUGUCUGUUGAAACUGGUCUUUUUUCAUUAAGGUCUACAAUUAUCCAGUCGUGUUCGGUUCCACAAGGUGUCGGUGGGGGUAUUUCGAUUGUGGAUGCUGAUGUCAAGCACUACGCAUUGAAAAUUGAGAGCUGUGCAUCAAUUCGUGGCGGAGGAAUUUAUGUCAAUUCAUCAUCAUUCUACCAAUACCCGACUGAGGAGAGUACUGGUACGAGUCUGAAUGCAGCGUCCUUGACUAAAAAUCGAGCAGUUGAAUACGGAGGGAGUGUUUUCGUUGAUGGAGAAGAAACGACCGUCAGCGACUUGGUGAUUACUGAGAGUCAUGCACCAUUUGGGGGUGGUUUAGCAGCUCAGGAUGCGACGUCAUGUGUCGUGUUGAACGCGGAUAUUUCCUACUCGUCAGCAUCGACUUCGGGGGGCGGUUUAUUAUUUGGAUCGGGUACAAGUUGCGUGAUUCGGGACUCCUGGGUAAUGAAUAAUCAAGCUAGAGAAUCGGGUGGUGGGGUAAUGAUUUUUGAGGCCACUCUGUAUCACUCAAAUGUUGAUAUCUCCAAUAACGUCGCUCCAACAGCCGGUGGCGUAUACCUGAAUAGCGUGCUAUACUCAGCAAGUCUUUUAUCUUGGGAUGAUGGCGCCACUCAACGAUCACGUAUUGAUGCGAAUAUUAUCGAACCGAUAGGCGGCAACGGGGCAAAUGUUGUGAUGAAUUGUACAAGCAAUUGUACUCUGUCAGGGUGUGUAAUUUCUGGUGCCAAUUUACAAUUCGGGCAAGGAGCUGGUGUAUUUGUUUUGGGUCGUGGCAACGCUGUGAUCUCAAACUCUCUUGUUGCUAACAACUCGGCGAUUAAAGGUGGUGGGAUUGCUGUUAGCGAUGCGGAAAAGACGGUUCUGGAAAAUGUGGGCUUUAUUGGAAAUAUUGCAACCGACAGUGGUGGUGGAUUAUGGGCAGAAAGCUCGGCAUUUUUGCCAGAAGUGGACCUCAUGAGCUGCGUAUUUUACAACAACUCUGCAAAAACUAGUGGCGGGGCUAUUUCUCUGUAUGGAGUCUACUUGUACAGCUCAGUUUUACUGGUGAUGGAGAACCAUGCCGGUAACAGUGAGUCCGGUAUAGGUGGCGGACUUUUUUCAGAUAAACGAGUUAACCCCGAUAGACCCUCUAGUGUCAUGGCAGACACGUGGCUCUUCUUGUCAAAUGACGCACCGGUCGGAGGUUCCAUUGCUGGAGUUAAAUCGUCCGAGAUCAGUCUACUUGACGCCAAUAUCACUCGCGAUACAGGUAGAUUUUUCACAGGUACGUGGCCACACUUGUUCAGCAAACUUGUCGGCUUCGAGCAUGUUGAAGGCCGUGCACAGAACAAGGUCGAAGUUCAAAAAGGAGACCUUGUCUAUCUCUCAGAUAGAGACUCUGUUUUAGAGCUGCUCUCAUCAUUCGCAACGCAAGGAUUGGCAGCCGCUGGAGGAGGAAUUUACAUCAACGCAAAUGCUUUUUUCUAUAGUCAAGACUCCGAAAUCAGCUCCAACACGGCAAACGAACGUGGAGGUAGCGUAUGUCUAUCGAACAGCGCCCAAGCCUAUUUCACCUCUGUUAAAGUGAUACUCAGCGAUUCUAAAACGUCUGGUGGUGGGAUCUAUGUGGAGUCAUCAUCGAAGCUUUACGCUGAAAACUCCAAUAUAUCUGACAACUUUGCGGAUGACUCGGGAGGGGGAAUCUUCAUCGACACAGGAGACAAAAAUGCUGUCACUCUGAAUGGAUCCUUCAUAGAACGCAACUUCGCUCAUGGAGAAGGAUGUGGUGUUUUUGUUGGACGAGAGGCGAUUUUGGCUGGGUAUAAAUCUCAGUUCAUUGGAAAUGGAGGCGUGACUACAAGCGGUAAAAAUGAAGGUGGUGGGGCGAUUUCUUGUGUUGAUGGCAUUGUAAAGCUCACAAGCUGUACUUUCAUAAACAACACUGCGUUAGUUGGUGGGGCAAUUCACUUUGAUCGCGGAGGCUCAGCAGCGAUCAUGAGCUCCGUGUUCGAAGGGAAUACUGCAGAUCAAAACGGAGGGGCGAUUGCAACAAGCGUGAAGGCGAAAGUCACGAUUGCGUUGCAAACUUUAUUUGAAAAUAACGUGGCACAUUUUGGUGGAGCAAUGGCAGUAUCUGGCACAUCCACUUUUAUUUUAACAUCGGUCGAUUUCCGCAGUAACCGAGCCAGUGAAGUUGGUGGAGCUCUCUUUAUUACUGACCAAGCUAAAGUUACCAUGAAAGCGGGGGAAUUAGCUGGCAAUAUCGCUGUGUUUGGAGGCGCCCUUUAUUCCGAUGAUCAUUCCUCGACCAGUGUAUCAGACGCCAAGUUUAUCAGGAACUCUGCGUUCACUCGUGGUGGCGCGAUAUAUUACCAAUCGAUUGAUAAUGCCACGAUUACAAGAAUCACAUGCAAAGAAAACACUGCACCUAGCGGAGGAUGUAUCUUUUGGGUAUCAGAGGAUGAAGAUCUUACUCCUACGUACCCGUGUACGUCCUGCACGAUGGAAUUUAACGAAGUGUACGAUAUUGCGACAAAUACACGUGAUGUCCAAGUGAUGUGGUGGCCUGAAAAUAUGACUAGUGGCGUGCCUAUACUGGAGCCUCCUGAUGAGGAAUCAAUUCAGGCCAUCAAAACACGGAACGAAAGCCUAGAGAGGAAAAUGCAUGUAUGGCCUCGACUUAAGGCCGUGGAUCUUUAUGGGCAGGUUGAAGUGCUCGACAAUCAGACAGAAUGCAUGGUGAGUGACGGUUUGUGUAGUGAGCAAACGGAGCGAUUGUUGUUUGAGCCGCGGGCUUUAAUCCGGUCUGCCGGUGGCGUCAUUUCCUAUCGUGGGGCCAGUUUUACAGCAGCCAACCGAACUCCCGAAGAAGGAAUCUAUACGACCGAUAUCUCGUGUACACUGCCAAGAUCUGAAAGGAGAUUUUUCGUCCAGAGCGUGAAGCUUCUGCCGUGUCAGCCAGGAUAUUCAGUCAAUCAAGGUGUAUGUGAACGCUGUCCAAAAAAUAUGUACAGUUUGGAUGGUUUAAAGUGCUUCGACUGUCCUUCCGGCGCCAAGUGUAAUAUGAACGUACGCCGUGGGACGGACACGAUUGCCGAAGAACUCGGUACGGUAUCCCCACGGACAGAGGAAGGGUAUUAUCUUUUUUCAGCCCCAGCAACAAAGCAAGAAUCUAGCUGCAAUAAACCAUCCCUGUGGAAGGACGAAGAUCCAUGCAAGAACCUUGCGUUGGAGAACCCAACGAAGAACCUCUCAGAUAUGAUCUAUGAGUGCUCCAAUCUCAACGAUUUCAACGUAUACUGGUCGGCAGAUCGUCUGUUCUCCUGCUUAUCUGGGAAAUCUUUCUACACCUGCGACGUUGAAGGCGCGUGCCAAGCCGAUGUUACGGUUCAAAUGCUCGCACAUGCAGCAGCAGUGAGUACUGUGUCCUGUACCAGCGGGUACGACUUGGCUAUUUGUUCCGUGUGUGCCGAUGGAUACAAGCGGGCCAGGGAUAAUUCUUGUUUGCCUUGCAAUGAGGCAAACGCUGAGGUUCGAGCCUCAAUUAAAUGGCAGAACUUCGUUAUACCUGUGCUGCUGGUUCUUGCACUUAUCGGAGGAGUGUUCAGUGUUAGAUUUUAUCUACGUGAUCUCACAGAAAUUGGUCUGCUGGCGAAAGCUGAAGCUGAUAGAAGACUCAAAGCCCCUGAUUCCAAGAAGGGUGGCCAUAUCGCGUUACGUGCGGGUGCAAAGUAUCGGCGACAAUCUAUGGCAGUGGUGGGGCGAGUGGAUCAAGUGAAGAACAAGAUCACUGCAUUUUUCAAGACAUAUCAGAGUCGAAAUGUGAAAAUGGUAUUUGGGGUGGAUGUUAGUCCUCCACCGAGGACGUUCCCAGUAAACCCCAGCAAGUUCAAGAUUUUCAUUGGGUUCUUCCAGAUAUUUGGCAACUUCCAAAGCUCUUUCGUCGUCAAGUGGUCAUCAAAUGUUCAAGAUGUUAUGAACAUUUCUCAAAAGUUCAAUCUGGAUUUGGUGGCCAUCGCUGGAAUCGACUGUGUGGUUACGAAAAAUUUCUACUUUGAAUUCACGGUGACCGUGAUCCUGGUUGUACUCGCCCUUACUGUCAUCACCGCGUACUUCUACGCCGGAAUGCGCAGUUAUCGCUCCAAACUGCAGCUAAUUCCUCGUAACUGUCUGCGCUGCGGGCUUCCGGUUCUGGAAAGUGAAGUGAUUCAAAACGACGACGAGAGUUUCAAUCCUCUUCGAUUGCUACGCAGUUGGUGGCGGACGUAUAAUUUCUAUAAGCGGUCUGGCUCAUCUAGUCCAGUGGAAGCUGCAAAGGGUGGUCCAGAGAAUGAAGGCACGGCUGCUCUCUCAACUCUCAAAGAGACUCGAGCCCUGAAGCGUAAAUUCGGUAUGUCGCAAGUCCGAACCCCGUAUUUGGGUUUGUUUCGGUCAGUGCAUGCCAAAUGUCCUACAAAACGACAUAAACUCUCCGGUGCGAUGCUUGAUCGUACAAUUCGUAGUAAUCUUCGCGUCUGGCAAGCUCGCGUGAAGCUACGCAUGAAUUAUCUGACGUAUCGAAACAAGUGUCUGAAGCUCUACUGCUGGAUAGCUCUCUUCCUGUACCCGUCCGUUUCCAAGACUAUACUGACAGUUUACAACUGCCAGGAGGUUGGUGACGUAUUUUAUCUCGUGGCAGAUCGACGUUUGAUCUGCUACAAUGCACAAUGGGCGGUGUUUGGCAUGAUUGCGACGAUCGGAGUCAUUGUUUGGGUAGUGGGAAUACCAUUCUUCUUCGGACUUUUGAUCUGGCUAGCUCAGGACCGUGGAGUUGCUGCGCGUAUCAAGCUACUGCGUAAGCCUCAGAUGCGCAUGCAACGGCAUAAGUGGCUUAAGGAGGUGGAAGAACAACAGACAGCAGAUGGACGGUUUGUUCGAGAUAUGAAAAACAUCGAGGUGCAGGACGAGGAGCUGACGAAGUACAUGAAGCGCAAGAACUUGACAGACUCGACGGUGCAAGCGCGGCUCGGUUUUAUCUACGCCGAAUAUACUCAUGACUACUGGUGGUUUGAAGUCGUGGAUCUUUCACGGAAGCUUUUCCUCAGUGGUGUGAUCGUGUUCGUGGAGAACGGAAGUGUGGAGCAAGUUUUACUGGCACUAGCUGUCUGUUUGACGACGAUGUGGUUCUUGCUAUACUUCCAACCGUACGACGGCUACUCGGAUAAUCUCAUCGCGAGUAUCACCCAGUUGCAGCUCUUCUUCACGUUGUGGCUCGGAGUUAUGAUUCGACUGAACGACCUAAACGUUGAGUCGUUGAUCAACGUGCAGUUGCUCAGCUUCCUACUUGUAGGAACGUGCAUUGCAGUCACAAUGUUUGGGAUCAGCAUGAUCAUAGGAGAAGGACUCGCUGAGUCACGACGAAUAUUUGCUGAGACGACAGCACAGCGCAAGAAACAAGUUCAAAAAGAAGUGCGAAAGCGCUGGUUCCAGGCCUACAAUUACGCAGCCUACGAAGCUCAAAUGCUGCGUUACGGUGGUCAGUUGAGCUUCGAUAACGUUAGUGUGCCCGCUAUGAUGGAAGCCUUCCGUCGUACGAAGCUCAACGAGGAAGAAGACCCCGAAUAUGCCAGCAUGAUGCCAAAGAUCGAAGAGGGAGACAUGGAUGAGUCGAUUAUUGAAAGUCAUCCUGAGUAUACCACGUCUAGAGUCAAUGCAGGCCGAUGACCAAGAUCUCGACCGAGCAGCCACCGCCGAUAGAUUCGACAGGGGGCACGGAAGCUGAUACUUUAGGGUUUGUGAAUCCGUGAAUAUAGUGUGCAU